Molecule: messenger RNA, 535 nt
Organism: Seriola aureovittata
Lineage: Eukaryota; Metazoa; Chordata; Actinopteri; Carangiformes; Carangidae
Product: cytochrome c oxidase subunit 6C-1
Exons: 4
Coding region: 164-394 (76 amino acids)
Biological process (GO): mitochondrial electron transport, cytochrome c to oxygen
Source: RefSeq, a predicted model, not a curated record
CCGUCCGUCUGUCUGUCUUCACAUUGACCUCGACUGCCCUCGCUUCGCUUUCGCAGGACUCGCUUAACUUUGUCCCCCGGUGGCUCCAGUAGAAGCUCUUCCGGUGUAAGAAUAGUACGUUAGCGGUUUGUGUGAAGGUCGUGAGUCCAACCUGUGAUCCAUCAUGUCUCUGCCAAAGCCUGUGAUGAGGGGAAUGCUGGCCAAGCGUCUGAGGUUUCACCUGCCCAUCGCUUUCGCUCUGUCUCUGGGGGCUGCCAUUGCAUUCAAGUACGCAGUGACAGAGCCCAGGAAACGGGCCUACGCUGAGUUCUACAAAACGUACGACUCUGUCAAAGAGUUCAACGCCAUGAGGGAAGCCGGCAUCUUCGAGAGUGUGCGGCCCUCUGGGGAGUAAACGCUCUCUCUUCUCUCCCAUCAUUCGUUCCAGGUCUGAGGAUGAAGUUCCUUCUUGCCCACUUGGAUGUUAUUUACUGAUUAGAUGUGAACUUCGCUAUGCUGUUUUGUUCCUCUAAUAAAAUAUUCUAUUAAUGUAAAA